GCCCAUCAAUCUGAAACCACUUGCUCAAAUGACUCAUGUUCAGCCGUCAUAAAAGUUUAAUUGGCUCAUUUAAUUAACAGUGAGGGGAGAGACAUAUUUGUGAUGUUACUUAGAGGGGGGAAAAAUGACCUGUCUGGAUGACAAGUGUGUGCUGGAGCUCAUGAGCUUGAACUGAAGGGAUGAAAGUACCGGUAAGUAUCUUUCACAAGCACACUCAUUAUUUAUAUAUUUAGAUUAAUUUACUUUGUUAUGUCCCAAAAAUUGUCCCAAAAAAUAUGUGAUUUUGUUCUUGUUGGGGUUUUUUUUUUGUACCCUCUUAGCUGAUAACUGUUACCUUUGGGUGCAGGCAGGGUGCGCUCUGUGCAGAAGCAGCAUCACCUGACACGCUUGGGGGCGUGUCAUCGCCGUGCGUGCGCUCCCUUGCUGUGUCACCUUCACUGAUACCUGAACUACUUUACACCUUCCGACGAUGUCAAUAGAGUCAAAGAGCGGUGCAGCCUGAGCCAUGAGUCAGUUUCGGGCGUUAGUGGGUGUUCUGAGGAGCGGGCGUGCUGGGGGGAGUCAGUGGCUGCUGCGUGGGCCGGCCAGGAGGAGCUGGAUUGACCCCAGGAGAGGCUGCUCCUCCGGGCCCGCGCCUGUGCUCCCCGCCGUGGCCAACAGCUCCAACUAUGUGGAGGAGAUGUACUUUGCCUGGCUGGAGGAUCAUAAAAACGUGCACGAGUCUUGGGACGUGUUCUUCCGGAACAUCCAGGCCACCAGUCCGUCUGGCGAGGCGUGUGAAAGACGGCCCUCCGCUCUGCUCCAGGGCCGAGUGCUGUCCCAUUCACCUGACAUGGCACAGAAAGUGGUGGAGGACCACCUGGCUGUGCACACUCUCAUUAGAGCCUACCAGAUUCGGGGUCACCAUGUUGCCCAGUUAGACCCUCUGGGAAUCCUGGAGGCUGACCUGGACUCUUUUGUUCCAUCUGAUCUGAUCACCUCCAUCGAUAAAUUAGGUUUCUAUGGCCUUGAUGAGUCUGACUUAGAUAGGACCUUUCAACUGCCCCCCACCACCUUCAUCGGAGGUGGAGGCACCACUCUUCCUCUCAGAGAAAUAAUACACAGACUAGAGACAUCCUACUGCGGACACAUAGGAGUCGAAUUCAUGUUCAUCAACAAUGUGGAUCAGUGUCAGUGGAUCCGCCAGAAAUUUGAGACUCCAGGAAUCCUGCAGUUUACAAAUAAUGAGAAAAGAACUUUACUGGCCCGCCUGAUCAGAUCAACACGGUUUGAGGACUUCCUGGCUAGAAAGUGGUCUUCAGAGAAACGAUUUGGACUGGAGGGCUGUGAAGUGCUCAUCCCUGCUCUUAAAACCAUCAUAGACAAGUCCAGCGCUGCAGGCAUUGACAGUGUCAUCAUGGGGAUGCCUCACAGGGGUCGACUGAAUGUCUUGGCCAACGUGAUCCGUAAAGACCUGGAUCAGAUCUUCUGUCAGUUUGACCCCAAGUUAGAGCCUGCUGAUGAGGGUUCAGGUGAUGUCAAAUACCACCUCGGGAUGUACCACGAGAGGAUUAACCGUGAGACGGACAAGAACAUCACGCUGUCACUCAUGGCCAACCCCUCCCACCUGGAGGCAGUGGAUCCAGUGGUUCAGGGCAAGGCAAAAGCCGAGCAGUUCUACAGGGGAGACUCUCAGGGAAAGAAGGUGAUGUCGAUCCUAAUACACGGUGAUGCUGCUUUUGCUGGACAAGGAGUUGUAUAUGAGACUUUCCACCUUAGUGAGCUCCCCUCCUACACCACAUAUGGUACGAUCCAUGUGGUGGUCAACAACCAGAUUGGCUUCACUACAGACCCUCGAGUAGCCCGCUCCUCCCCUUACCCCACUGAUGUUGCUCGUGUUGUCAACGCGCCCAUCUUCCACGUGAAUGCGGAUGACCCCGAGGCUGUCAUGUACGUGUGCCGGGUGGCUGCAGAGUGGAGGUCCACAUUCAACAAGGAUGUCGUCAUUGACCUGGUUUGUUACAGACGAUUUGGCCACAAUGAGAUGGACGAGCCCAUGUUCACCCAGCCGCUGAUGUACAAGCGGAUCCACCGGCAGGAGCAUGUGCUGAAAAAGUACUCUGACAAGCUCAUUGCAGAGGGAGUGGUGACGCUGCAGGAAUUUGAGGAGGAAGUUGCCAAAUAUGACAAGAUAUGUGAGGAAGCAUACACCAGCUCCAAAGAUGAAAAGAUUUUACUGAGUCGCCACUGGCUUGACUCCCCCUGGCCAGACUUUUUCACAGCAGAGGGAGAGCCCAAGAGCAUGGGCUGUGUCCCCACAGGACUAGAUGAGGAGGUUCUGCAGCACAUCGGCCAGACAGCCAGCUCUGUGCCUCAGGAAGACUUCAAGAUACACCCUGGCGUGUCUCGUAUCCUGCGUGGUCGAGCUGACCUGGUGAAGAAUCGGCAGAUGGACUGGGCUCUAGGAGAGUACAUGGCCUUUGGUUCUCUUCUCAAAGAUGGCAUCCAUGUGCGACUCAGCGGGCAGGAUGUAGAGCGGGGCACCUUUAGCCAUCGUCAUCAUGUUCUGCACGACCAAGAGGUGGACAAACGUAUCUGUGUUCCCAUGAACCACCUGUGGGACAAUCAGGCUCCUUACACCGUCUGCAACAGCUCCUUAUCAGAGUAUGGGGUGCUAGGUUUUGAGCUGGGCUUUGCCAUGGCCAGUCCAAAUGCUCUGAUCCUGUGGGAGGCCCAGUUUGGAGACUUUAACAACACAGCGCAGUGUAUCAUUGACCAGUUCAUCAGCCCAGGCCAGGCCAAAUGGGUCCGCAAUAAUGGCAUUGUCUUACUGCUUCCACAUGGGAUGGAGGGAAUGGGCCCAGAACAUUCAUCAGCUCGACCUGAACGCUUCCUGCAAAUGAGCAAAGAUGACUCCGAUCACUUCCCUGAGAUCAGUGGAGAUUUCGAAGUCCAGCAGCUGUACGAUUGUAACUGGAUUGCGGUGAACUGCUCCACGCCUGCUAACUACUGUCAUGUGCUCAGACGUCAGAUUCUAUUGCCGUUCAGAAAACCGCUGAUUAUUUUCACUCCAAAGUCCCUGCUGAGGCAUCCCGAUGCAAGGUCCAGUUUUGAUGACCUUGCCAAAGACACUAAAUUCAAGAGGCUGAUCCCAGAGGAGGGCCCUGCCAGUCAAAGUCCAGCCAAAGUGAAGAGGGUGAUUUUCUGCACUGGGAAAGUCUACUAUGAACUGGCUAAAGAGAGGAAAGUGCAAAAACUGGAAGAAGAUAUUGCCAUCACAAGACUAGAACAGAUCUCUCCAUUCCCGUUUGACCUGGUCAAAGCAGAAGUGGAGAAGUAUGCCAAUGCUGAGCUGAUUUGGUGUCAGGAGGAGCACAAGAACAUGGGCUACUAUGAUUACGUCCGGCCACGUUUUCUGACAGUAGUGGCAAACAAGAGACCCAUUUGGUAUGUAGGACGGGACCCAGCAGCUGCUCCUGCGACAGGAAACAAGUCCACCCACUUCAAUGAGCUGAAGAGGUUCAUGGACACAGCUUUCAACCUGAGCGCCUUCCAGGGAAAGGACUUGUAAUUGAGAAACUGGAACAAGAGGCAGCCUAGAGGUGCAAUUUCAUCUUCAACCACCAUGGUGUUUUUAUUAAGUCUUGGGGUGGAAUAGUGGCACAUUUUAAACACUUUCAGCUUCGUGACAAUCUUAAACAUAGUGAUGUGUUGUUGCUAAAGAUAAUUUUAAGAAAGAUAAGUCUGAAUCGCACAUGAAGAAAACUGCAUUUUGUUUAGAGAUGGUUACUAUGUCACAUGAAAGGAUCUUUGUUCUGCCUUGACUUAGGGACACAUUACAUUUAGUACACUGACUCCUAUCUAAUCCUAGCUUGCAGUCCUUCAUGAUCUGCAUUACCUGUUAUGUGAAAAGCAUCCUAAAGCACAACUUGAACAACUUGAACAACUUGAACACCAACAACAACAACAAGAGAAGGCAAAAAAUGGUCACUCUAGUCUUCCAACUAUGCAGAGUUACCCGUCUACAACGGUUAGGGGACAUAGUAAUUCAUUAAGAUAUAUCAUUUAUCUUUUCUGUAUUUAGAUAUCCACACUUUCACCCUCUUUAACCUUAUAAAUCCUGAUAAUCUUGACUGAGAUAGGACCCUUCAGCAGAGGGCCUUUUAGGAGGGCAAACAGAAUAACUGCAUUUUUUUACCUAUUAGUACUGUAUUGUCUGGAAACAACUGCACACAUACAUGUUCAGCCCCUGAAUAGUGCUGCACUUCCAACAUUUUUUUUUUAGUAAAUAUUAAAAAAAACCUUUAAUAUAACAUUUCAAACCAAAUUUUCACCUAGUUGAUGGGUGAUGUAGCAAUAGCAAUGACUGUUAUAGGAGUAUAUUUAGUACUACUCACUGCAGUAUAUGACUACUUGUAUGUAUUUUAUAUGUAUUGAUUUGUAUUUGUAUGGAUAUUUUUAGUAGCAAAGAGACGCACACAGAACACCAACUGGUGUACUUAAACAAUGAAUGUGAAAUACAUAUCACAGGUAUGAAGACUGUUCUGAAAUGUAACACCUCAGUAGGUUUAGUGCCUGCUUUUGCUUUGGCUACCUUAGCUGUUCGUGAUGGAGUCUGUAUUUAUUGUCACACCUCACUUCACCAGGAGACAUGAGCCAGCUGGCACAGAGAUGUGCAGCCAUGUUUUUUACUUAGGACAUACGGCCCAGCUUCCUCUUAGGAGGCUGAGGGAUGCACAUACGUAAACACAGAAAAGCCUUAGCUGCUUUGAGAGAAAUUCUGAUGCCUGGCUGUCAUGUCGGAGUUCCCAGGCGUUUAACAGAACUGAAGAACUGAUAUUAGUUAACACUUUGCUUGGAAAAUGCUCCUUUAAAUGAUGCACCCUGUUGUUAUGCCACACUGAAGCAUACCUUUCCAUAUAUAUGCCAUGCACAAAGUUUAUCAUGCUUAUUUAAAUAUUUUAAUUAGCAUUAGCAUUAUAUUCUGUUGUCAAUCUCUCUGUUGUAGGUUUUUAAAGGAAAUAAUAUUUUCAUAUGCUGGGGGGGGGAGGCAGGGAAUAUAUGCACAAAUUUAUGGAGUUGUGCUUACUCAGAGUAAUAAAACACAUAAUAUGUAUUUAAGUUUAA
Messenger RNA from Labrus mixtus (cuckoo wrasse), 5106 nucleotides. It is a transcript of the gene ogdhl, whose product is annotated as oxoglutarate dehydrogenase L. Gene Ontology annotation, biological process: tricarboxylic acid cycle. Bases 506 to 3550 code for a protein of 1014 amino acids. The record is from RefSeq and is a predicted model, not a curated record. Gene Ontology annotation, cellular component: oxoglutarate dehydrogenase complex; mitochondrion. Lineage: Eukaryota; Metazoa; Chordata; Actinopteri; Labriformes; Labridae. Gene Ontology annotation, molecular function: thiamine pyrophosphate binding; oxoglutarate dehydrogenase (succinyl-transferring) activity. The transcript is spliced from 23 exons.